CUCAGGGAGUUCGUGACUCAAGAGACUUGCCAACUGCUGGUUGGGAAGAUGAUUGUUCAGCCAGAGAGACAAAGGUCAGGGAGGUCGGGAGCCUUCAAUAAAUCCUGCCGCCAGUGUCAGACUGAGCGUCCCCAUUGGUGUGAGCGCGGAGUCUCCUGCGGGCUCUGCUGGUCACUAAAAUGUGUCUGACGGUGAGAACAUUGAGCAGCAGAAUCAGGAGAAAUGGGACCCCCGGGGUUAGAAUGUGGUGGAGGAACUCGAUUGUGACCCAGACACUGGAGAAUACAACAGCGACUGUUACAUCACAAAACCAGGGGGCGUUCCCCAGCAAAUACCGAGCCCUUCUGGCAACAAAUGGCCACAAACCGAUCAAAGGUGAAAGUGACGGUGAACCAGACAGAGCAGUCAGUGGCUGCAUAAAGCAGGACGGCGUGGAUAUUACACACGGGGACGGAGUCCCUCAGGAAAUAAAACUGUUCCUGAUAAACAAUGGGAAUGUGUCUCAGGAUCAGGUCGAGGAUAAUGACCAGGAGAUCCGCCGCUGCCAUGGCCCCCAGGUAUCUGUGUUAGCUGUCUGGAUACAGAAUUGGCUGGCCAGCAGAAGACAGCGAGUGGUAGUGGAAGGAAAAUAUUCUGCCUGGAAGUCUGUGGGACAUAUAAACAUAUCUUCAAAGCGACCGAGACCAUUUCCUGCUCAGGGUAUGGCUCUGUGUAUGACAGCAGCAAUGAUGCACCGACAUGGAACAGGGAAUGUGAUGGAGACAUAGUUUGGACAAUGUACAAGGAGACCUCACAUGGUCCAGUUUGGGAGAGAAUGACAUUAUUGUGUGAUUCAGCUCAGAGAGGGAGAAAAUGUCACCUGCCAGAGAAGAAACGGCCUCUUGCACUCUCUCCUUCAUUAUUCCUCAUCACAGUAACGUGUGCGAGCUAAAACAAAACUCUACUGUCAUCGUUACCAAUCUUAUUUUUAUAGAAUCCCAGCAGUGUGGAAACAAGCCCUUCGGCCCAACAAGUCCAUACUAACCCUCCAAUCAGUAACCUUCCCAUGCCCUUACAGUUACCACUGACUAGUGCACCUAAAGUAGAAAUCGCUGAACACUAUGGACUAUUUGACCAAUCCACUUGAAUUAUACAGCUUUGGGCUGUGGGAGGAAAUGGGAGCACCCAUCAGAAGCUCACACAGACAAGGGGAGAAGAUGCAAACUCCACGCAGAUAGUCUCCCGAGGCUGGAAUUGAACACAUGUCCCUGAUGCUGUGAUGGAACAGUGCGAACUACUGAGCCACUGUGCUAACCUGGGACAUCCUGCCAGCCUAAUGCAAAGGGAAUUCCGCCAAAUCCAACUCUCCCAGGAUAAAAUCCCAUUGCUAGCAGCUGUGUGAGUACAAUAUCUUCAGAAGCAGAGUAACAUUUUGGACAAUCUCUCAAUUUUUCCUUUUGUCAUUAGUUACACUAAUAUUUGGACAAGGUUCUUUCAAUGUGAAAUUGCAGAGAUUGUGUGUGUGUGUGUGUGUGUGUGUGUGUGUGUGUGUCAGUGUUUUUAGAAAGGGAAAUAUUGAUUAUGUAUUUGCAAUACCCAAACAGUUUGCCAUCCAUUUUUCCAUCAUAGUUGGAGUAACAUUGCUCUGGAUCAUAAACGUGCUAUUUCAGCAGAUUACAGAAACCAGCCUGACUUGUUCCUAAAACUGACCCUGACCCAGUCUGAGACCGAUAUCAUCGGCCACAUCACCAACCUGGUUACAUUUAACAUUUGUUGUGAGCAGUGGAGGAGUGGGACUAGAAAAGGAAACAGUGACCCAAAAAGCCGGGGAACUGUAGACCGGUGAGCCUGAUGUCAGUGGUGGGUAAGUUGUUGGAGGGGAUUCUGAGGGAUAGCAUUUACAUACAUUUGGGAAGGUAAGGGCUGAUCGGGGUAGGAAACGUGGCUUUCUGCAUGGGAAAUCAUGUCUCAUUAAUUUGAUUGAGUUUUAUGAAGAGGUGACAAAGAAGAUUGAUGAUGGCAGUUUGGUAGACAUUGUCAAUAUGGACCUCAGCAAGGUGUUCACAACAUUCUGAUUGGUAGGCAGAUUAGUAAGGUUCGGUCACAUGGGAUAGAGAGGAAGCUCGUCACAAUUGGCUUGAAGGAAGAGGGAUAUUUUUCAGACUGGAGGCUUGUGAGCAGCAGUGUGCUGUAAGAAUCAGUAUUGAGUUCACAAAACAUUUCAUCAUUUAUGUAAAGGAUUUAGAUGUGGAUAUUGGGACCAUAGUUAGUAAGUUUACAGACAACAUCAGAAAGGUGGUGUAGUAGAUUAUCUCAGAGUACAACGAGACCACAAAUAGAUGGGACAAAGGGGCAAGGAGUGACAGAUGAAGUUUAAUUUAGAUAAAUACGAAGUUAAGCAUUUUGGGAAGGUAGAUCAGGGCAGGAAUUACAUACUUAAUGGUAAGGGCCUGGUGAGUGUUGUGAAACAAAUGGACAUAGAGCUGCAGGUACAUUGUUCCUUGAAAGUGGAGUCGAAUGCAGACAGUGUGGUACAGAACAAAUUUUACAAAUUUGCCUUAAUCAGUCAGAGCAUUGAGUAUAGGAGUUGUGGUGGCAAGUUGCAUCUGUACAGGAUGUUGGUGAGGCCACUUUAAGAAUACUGCAUCCAACUCGGUUUUCUGCAGAAAAGAUUUACACGGAUGUCCCAGGACUGGAGGUUUGAGCUUUAGGGAGAGGUUGAUUAGUUUGAGGUGUUUCCCCUGGAGUGUCAGAGGCUGAAGGGUGACAUUAUAGAGGUUUAUAAAAUCAUCAGGGGCAUGGAUAUUCUGAACAGCCAUGUUCUGCUCCCCAGGGUAGGGGAGUCCUGAACAAGAGAGCAUAGGUUGGAGGGGAGAGGACGAAUGAUUUAGAAGGGACGUGAAGAUAAAUGUUUCACACAGAGUGGUGUGUGUACAUAAAGUGCUGUCAGAGGAAGUGGUGAAGGCGGUUACAAUCACACAUUUAAAAAAGUAUCUGAAAGAGGAGGGAUAUUGGCCAAAUGCUGGGAAAUGGGACUGGAUCAGAUUUGAAAUCUGAUCGGAGUGAACAGAUUGGACUAACGGGUCUGUUUCCGUUCUGCAAGAUUCUCUGAUUCUAUAAGAGGGAUGACGAAAAAUUCUGGAAGUACCUUUCAAAUCCGAAUCCUCUUCACUGGAAGUUUAUCUUGCCGCUAUGUUCAUAUUGAUUGAAAGCUGCGUUCGUGAAAUAUUUGACAGAGAACUGAGUCAUGGGUAAUGGGGCGCGGACAGGAAAGUGGGGCUGAGACCACAACCUGAUCAGCCAUAAUCUUAGUGCCUGGUGGAGAAGGUUCAACGUAUCUAAUGACUCACUCCUGUCCCUCAAUCCCGUGUUCCUGUGUUCCAUUCAGACCAUUAAACCUGUUAGGCAGGAGCAUUUAGGGGCUACUUACUUCUAUAACCUGGUGCACAGAAACAGAGGAGAUCAUUCGGCCCUUCAAUAUUGUCCCACAUGCUUUGAGUGAUUUGAGAAAUGUAAUUGUAAAACCCAGGCUGGGUAUGAAAGAGGCCCCUCAUCUCUCUUUAUAGAGAUUCCCCUCUCUGAAACUUGUGCUCCGUUCGUUGGUCAUGUUGUAGACCCAAAUUCACUAUGAAUACAGCCCCCAUACCUCACCCAGCGAUGGCUCACAAAAUCCUCUUGUCUCUCUGACGGCAACAUUCAAUAACAGAACAUUCAUGAAAAUAACACCCACUAACUUUCCAAUAACAGAAUGUGUGAACAUCAGACACAGGGGCAGGUCGUUCACUCCCCAAGCCUUCCUUCUCCUCCACUAAGAUCAUGGCUGAUCUGCUCUUGGUCUCAAAUCCUCUUUCGCAUCCAAUUCUUCAUUGCCCUCAACUCUCUGACAGGACACAUGGGUUCAGAUAAAAAUAACUGACCCUGAUAUCAAGGCUUCUGUUGACUUCUGUUGACAUCAAGGAUCUUAACAAAUCUGAACUUAAUGGGAAUCGGAGAAAACUCUACAGUAUUUGGAGUCAAACAUGGCACAAAGGAAGAUGUUCAUCAGCUCAGUCCUGGGUCACCUCUGUGGGAGAUCCUCAGGGUAGCUUCCUCUUCACAAACACCUUCAGCUGCUUCAUCAAUGUCUCCCCACCCUCACCCUCCUCACCAUAAGAUCCGAAGUGGGGAUGGUCAAUGCGGAUUCCACAAUGUUCAGAAUAAUUUGACGCCCCCGUCAGCUCCUGAACUGGAUUGUGUCCAUGUGAAGCAAGACAUGGACACCAUUGAGGCUUGUGCUUUUAAAGAGUCCAUAACAGUCAUAUAAAGGACUGUCUGACAAUGCAUAUUGCCACAGUAAAAUAAGAGUUCAUUCCGCACCUCACACUGGUUUCACAGGAAUAUGAGGAAGUCGUUCAGCCCAUUGACACUAUUGGAGAAGCGCAGGGACAGCCCAUUCAGUGCCUCCAAAAUAUUACUCAGGAAGAGAAGGAUUCUAGUGUGAUGGGCCACACCAGAGCCCCUCGACAAUAUUUGAAGGCGGUAGCUGAGACUCUAAUGUUUCCUAAUUUCAAAGAAAAUGUAAAUUGUCUAUUCCAGAUGCAAUGUGAGUGGUCAAACUACUUGGUGUGAAGCAAAACACCAUUUACUUAAACAUGAUAGAUGAAAUAAAACCAAAGAAAGAAGAAUUUAGAGUAACGUAUUUAUAUUAGACAAGUUAACAGAAUAAUAGAUCUAGGAACUAAUACUAAUGACCGUUCUAAUACUGGAAAUCAUAUGAACACAGCCCUUGGCAAAAAGGGAUAUUCAGACACUGAUUGACACAAAUAUUUCUCCAAUUCAGGAUUUCAAAACAGCACCAAGAGAAAAUCCAUACAGAGUAGCUGCCAGGAGACAUUCACUAAAGUUUUCAACUCAGUGGAGACCCCAAUAAUUUCUGAUGUUACUGAGAAACCAAAACCCAGAAAUCCUAAUUUGUUAGAGCUGACCACACCCAUUCCAUCUGCAGUAAAAUAAACCUAAGGCCUCACUAGUUAUUUACUCAAGUGGUCUUAACUAGCCAGCUGGGUAACAGUCAUUCAAUCUUUCUCUUAAAAGAAACCAGAACAAAAUAACCUCUUAAAGCUACAGCAUCAUCACACUAGUCAGCACAUCGAGCUGUCAUACAGGAACUAGCGGUAACCAGUCAGGCCCUUGGCCCUGUCCAAUCGGACGAGGAAGAAGCCAGUCAGUCCCUUGAGUCACUUAUUCAGGAACAGUAGGAGGCCAUUCCCACCUCAAUGCACUUACACAGGGGCAGAAUGAGGUAAUUGAUGCUGAUUCCUGAUGAAUGGCUUAUGCUCGAAACAUCGAUUCUCCUGCUGUGCUUUUCCAGCAAACCACUGUCUACUCUGAUCUUCAGCAUCAACAAUCCUCGCUAUCUCCUAAUUGAUGCUCUAACAUGGUGAACAAGUGGAGCAGAGGCUGCACAGACAGACUGCUCCACGUUGUUCUUCUUAGCUCCGUCUGUCAUGAUACACACGUGGGACUUUAACGCGGUUUUCUAGUGGUGAGGAGGGAAGCCAGAUGUCUUGUGUGAAGUCACAAGAAGGCACCUUCCAUCUCCGAGAAGCCAGCCUGGUGUUCUCUAUGUAGGGUGGAAGCUGGUGGGAAUGGCUACCUGUUUCAGAUGGAAGGUAUUGUGGCUGCUGUUGGGGAUUGUGAGUAACCUGACGUUCAGUACGGGUUCACACGCCAACUGCAAAAUAAUGUGGGGAGAGUUAAUUUAGGCAAAUAAACUAUUAGGAAAGUCACGUUAGACUGAUGGAUGGACUCUCUAAGUUCAAAUAAUGCUGAUCUUGUUCAUGUCGAUCUUGUCUCGUGCACGUCCUGUUCAGUGUAACCUGUAUGCCUUACUCUGUCCAAGUCUAUUUCCACCGCAUGAUCUGUCUGGCCAUGUUUACUAUGAUCUGCCUCCACUGCUCAUAAAUAAAGUGUUUCCCUGUACUGAGGUACACGUGGCAAUAAAUCACACCAAUUAAUCCUGGGUAAAGUAUGGAAUUUCUCACCCUAUCAAUGUCUCUUUUGGAAAUAAGUGAUCGCUGCCACUACUCAAGUUUAACGUCACCAUUUCAUCUUCUCUCACAACUCUACUGAU
Messenger RNA from Hemiscyllium ocellatum (epaulette shark), 6091 nucleotides. RefSeq lists its product as uncharacterized. Bases 180 to 767 code for a protein of 195 amino acids. The transcript has 5 exons. The record is from RefSeq and is a predicted model, not a curated record. Lineage: Eukaryota; Metazoa; Chordata; Chondrichthyes; Orectolobiformes; Hemiscylliidae.